AUGGAUUCAUUAAAUCACCAAAUCACCAAAUCGCCGAAUCAUCAAACCAAAAUUCGUACUACCAUCGCCAAACUCACCAAAUCACAAGGAAAAUUCCAAAAGGGAAAAAACCAAAUUUUUCUACUCACCCACCCGAUUCACCAAGUUAUUGCAGGCGACGAUGAGGACAAUGUGGUUGACUAUAUACAUCGUGUAUUGUAUCCAAAGAUCUUACUCAACAUUUUCCGAAUAAGCUACUUUCAACCCCCUCGAGUUCCACCAAUCUAUAUUAAAAACAUUAAAAACUUCUCUGCAUUGAAUAACACGCCAUUACAACUCACCGGAAGUAACGGUAUCUCAGGUAAGCCAUCUCUUUCAUUUCCGAUUAUCCGUCCUCGAAGACGCUCAAAUUAUAAUGCUAUUCAUUUUCGAUCACGUCUUGAUGUCUACAAACGCCAAAUAUUAUACUAA
This is a messenger RNA of Macrosiphum euphorbiae (potato aphid), 450 nucleotides long. NCBI's taxonomy places the organism in Eukaryota, Metazoa, Arthropoda, Insecta, Hemiptera, Aphididae. The record is from the annotation of a GenBank genome assembly.